This is a messenger RNA of Sitophilus oryzae (rice weevil), 3453 nucleotides long. RefSeq names its product glutamate receptor ionotropic, kainate 2-like. Gene Ontology annotation, biological process: monoatomic ion transport. The transcript is spliced from 18 exons. NCBI's taxonomy places the organism in Eukaryota, Metazoa, Arthropoda, Insecta, Coleoptera, Curculionidae. The record is from RefSeq and is a predicted model, not a curated record. Gene Ontology annotation, cellular component: plasma membrane; postsynaptic membrane. Gene Ontology annotation, molecular function: glutamate-gated receptor activity. The coding region runs from base 219 to 3275 and encodes 1018 amino acids.
GGCCGCCCGUUUCGAAGUGUUCGUGUCCGCUGUCAUCGGUAGGAGCGCAACGUCACGUGGAAAAAAUCAGAAGAGCGAGAAGGAGAGAAGACUUUGAAGGAGCUAAGAGUGAAGUUUUGCUACAUUGAACAAAGAAGCAGCUUUAGUCACUUGAAGAUAUUAUGAAGCAAGGUGUGAACAUGAAAAAAAUGAAAGGAGGUAUUCCGUCGACAUGAAAAAUGCCAGUUUGGGACACCUGGAGUACAUUCUUCAGAGUGUUAGUGUUUCUAUGGGUCUCCACCAGUGUCACUCUCUCUUUGCAAUCUGUGGUUAGAAUAGGUGCAAUCUUCACUGAAAACCAGAAAGGUAGUGCAGCUGAGGUAGCUUUUAGAUACGCAGUGUACAAAAUAAACAGAGACAAGACUCUAUUACCACGCACUUCGUUAGUGUACGACAUCCAAUAUGUGCCAGCAGAUGACAGUUUUCACGCAAGCAAAAAAGCUUGUCGACAAGUCCAAAACGGAGUCUACGCAGUUUUCGGCCCCUCAGACCCCCUGCUGGGCUCACACAUCCACUCGAUCUGCGAUGCCCUGGACAUCCCUCAUCUUGAAACCAGAAUCGACCUUGAAACAGACGUCAAAGAGUUCUCUAUCAACUUGUAUCCUGCUCAAAACCUACUCAAUUCCGCCUUUGAAGACGUUAUGAGCUUCUUGAAUUGGACUAAAGUGGCCAUUAUAUACGAGGAAGACUACGGACUGAUCAAGCUGAGAGAACUGGUAAGGUCGCCACACAACAAAGAUCUGGAAAUUCAUCUGCGACAGGCGGACCCGGAUACGUACAGGGUGGUCUUGAAAGAAAUCAAGAGCAAGGAGAUUCACAACAUUGUUAUAGACACCAGACCGUCUAAUAUGCAGUUGUUUCUUAAAGGGAUAUUGCAAUUGCAAAUGAACGAUUACAAAUACCACUACGUAUUCACUUCCUUCGAUAUAGAAACUUUCGACUUGGAGGACUUCAAGUACAAUUUCGUCAACAUGACAGCGUUUAGAAUAGUUGACAUCGAUCAGAUGGCUGUCAGGGAGGUUCUGAGGGACAUGGGAAAGUUCCAGGCCAAUCAGGAGAUCAGUAUGAUCAAUACCAGUUUCAUUAAAGCAGAUGCAGCACUAAUGUACGAUUCAGUGUACGUGUUUGCUAUAGGUCUACAAACACUAGAACAAUCACAUUCUUUAAAACUAUCCAACGUGUCCUGCGACAAAGAACAACCAUGGGAUGGUGGUCUUAGCCUCAUCAACUACAUAAAUACUGUUGAAUUCAAGGGCCUAACAGGCCCUAUAGAAUUCAAGGAGGGAAAACGUAUAAGGUUCAAGCUGGACCUACUGAAAUUAAAGCAGCACGCUUUGGUGAAAGUUGGUGAAUGGCAUCCAGGUACUGGAGUGAAUAUCACCGACAGGAAUGCCUUCUUCGAUCACGGUAACAUGAACGUCACACUUGUGGUCACCACAAUCUUGGAAACGCCAUACGUCAUGAUGCAUGCUUGGAAAAACUAUACGGGAAACGGUAGAUUUUACGGCUUCUGCGUAGACAUCCUGGAAAAAAUCGGAGAAAAAGUCGGAUUUGACUAUCUUCUGGAUCUGGUUCCUGACGGAAAAUACGGAGCCUUUGAUCCAGAGACUGGCUUGUGGAAUGGCAUGGUUAGGGAGCUUAUGAUGCAUGAACAACCCUAUGUAAUGCUAAAAUCUGGCUCGAACUUGUCCGGUAACAAUCGCUACGAAGGCUUCUGCAUAGACUUGCUCAAAGAACUGGCCAAAAUGAUCGGUUUUGAGUACCGAAUUGAGUUGGUACCUGACGGAAAGUACGGUGCCAUAGAUCUGGAUACUGGCGAGUGGAACGGCAUAGUAAGACAACUUAUGGAUAAGAAGGCAGAUUUGGCUGUCGGAUCAAUGACCAUCAACUAUGCAAGAGAGAGUGUUAUUGAUUUUACCAAACCCUUUAUGAAUCUAGGAAUAAGUAUACUUUUUAAGGUGCCGACAGAUAAAGAAUCCGCCUUUUUCACCUUCCUGAACCCGCUGGGCUUUAAAAUUUGGCUGUCCACUUUGGGAGCUUCGUUUAUGGCCGGGUUCACCAUAUACGCCCUGGCCAGGUUCACGCCGUACGAGUGGGUGAACCCCCGACCAUGGAAGAGGGAUGCAGAGGUGAAGCUGGUGAACCACAUGAACAUGUCGAACAGUUUCUGGUUUGUUGCGGGUACAUUUCUGAGACAGGGUACAGGCGUAUCUCCUCAGGCUACAUCUACAAGAAUUGUGGGUGGAAUAUGGUGGUUCUUCACUCUGAUCAUCAUUUCUUCGUACACAGCCAACUUGGCUGCAUUUCUGACAGUGGAACGAAUGAUAACUCCUAUAGAGAAUGCAGAAGAUUUAGCCAGCCAAACCGAAAUACCAUAUGGAACACUGGAAAGUGGAUCUACCAUGACAUUUUUUAGGGAUUCAAUGAUAGAGACGUAUAAGAAAAUGUGGAGGUUCAUGGAAAACAGAAAACCCUCGGUUUUUGUGCCUACUUACGAAGAAGGAAUUAAGAAAGUUCUAGAAGGAAACUACGCCUUUCUUAUGGAAUCAACCAUGUUGGAUUAUAUUGUUCAAAGGGAUUGUAAUUUAACUCAAAUAGGAGGAUUAUUGGAUUCUAAAGGUUAUGGCAUUGCCACACCCAUGGGUAGUCCAUGGAGGGACAAAAUAUCCCUGGCAAUUCUGGAAUUACAGGAAAAAGGGGAAAUCCAGAUGCUCUACGACAAGUGGUGGAAAAACACAGGAGAAACGUGCACCAGGAAUGACAAAGGGAAAGAAUCCAAAGCUAACAGUUUGGGCGUUGACAAUAUAGGUGGCGUUUUUGUUGUUUUGCUGUGCGGUCUGGCGUUUGCAGUUAUCAUAGCCAUCGUGGAGUUUUGUUAUAACUCCAAGAAAACUGCUAUAGCUGAGAAGAGAUCUCCAACGGCACCGCAUCAAUCCAUAUGUUCUGAAAUGGGAGGUGAAUUGUGUUUUGCAUUGAAAUGUAGGGGUUCACGUCAAAGGCCUGCAUUGAAAAGACAGUGUUCUAAGUGUCUUUCAGGUGUAACUUACGUACCUUCACCCCUUGAUAUACCACCACAUCCCCCUCAGCCACCAGCAAGGGCACCCCCAACCAAUGGGCUAAGUCCUAGACUGUGUUCUGCUCAUAUACAAUUUAAAAACGAUUGCCAACCUUUUCAAAUCGAAAAACAAGCUGCAAUACAAAGACAACAGCAUCAAGGAGGCGAGAAAGUAAACUAGGCAUAAACUUAUUAUUUUUUUAUAUUUUUAGAUUGUUUUACUUUGAUUAAAAUUAUUAUAAAUAUUCUAAUCAUGUAUAAAAUUAUUGAACAAGCUCAAUUUAGUAUACUACACCUUUUUUUACUAAUAUUCUACUUAUUUUUUUGUUAGGUAUAUAAUUUUCUGGAUACUUUAAAUU